Messenger RNA from Urocitellus parryii (Arctic ground squirrel), 3195 nucleotides. The record is from RefSeq and is a predicted model, not a curated record. Lineage: Eukaryota; Metazoa; Chordata; Mammalia; Rodentia; Sciuridae.
GGUAACCGAGCGGACCGCACGUGGGAGUCCCGCUGCGGGGUGCCUUGGCAGGGAGCAGCCUGCAGAGUUUCGGUUUGAAUUCCAACCUCCGCCCGAGGCCGCCGCCCAGCAACAGAUGACAAGCACCACGGCAGAGCCAACCCAAACCGAGUCCUCCCGGGGCGCAGACACCCGGCUCCUUCCUCUCUGCUUUCUUCGCCUGCGGAAAGGACGGCGCAUUGCGGACUCUGGAGGCUGUGGUUUUCAGCCCGAGAGCCAAGAGGCCAUGGUUUCCGCCCCUGCAUCUGCCAUCUCUUGACAUGCAGCCCAGAUGGAUACAUGGCGUUCCCCAGCCCUCCCCGUGCUCUGCCUCACCUGCCUUGUCUUGGUCCAGUGGCCCACUCCUUGGGCAGCUCAGUUUGCUGUGAUAGGACCCUCUGGGCCCGUCGUGGCUGUGGUGGGUGAAGAUGCUGAUCUGCCCUGUCACCUGUCCCCAGCGAYGAGCGCAGAGACCAUGGAGCUGAGGUGGGUGAGGUCCAGCCUGAGGCAGGUGGUGUUCGUGUACGCAGACGGAAAGCAAGUGCAAGACAGACAGAUAGCCGAGUACCGAGGCAGAACCUCCAUUCUGAGAGACGGCCUCGCUGCAGGGAAGGCUGCGCUCCGAAUACACAGAGUCAGAGCCUCUGACAAUGGAAAGUACCUGUGCUAUUUCCAGGAUGGCAACUUCUAUGAGAAAGCCAUAGUGGAGCUGAAGGUGGCAGAAAGGACCAAGGUGGGAGUAGAGCUGACUUGUGCAGCACUGGGUUCUGAUCUUCACAUUGAAAUGAAGGGUCAUAAGGAUGGAGGGAUCCAUCUGGAGUGCACAUCCACCGGCUGGUUCCCCCAGCCCCAAGUAGAGUGGAGAGACGCCUCGGGGAAGCGCAUCCCAGCUGCUGCAGCACCUGCAGAUGCAGAUGGAGCAGGCCUAUACACAGUGGCAGCCUCAGUGAUCCUGAGGGGUGGCUCUGGGCCCGGGGUAUCCUGUACCAUCAGAAAUUCCCUUCUCGGCCAGGAGAAGUCAGCCAAGAUUUCCAUCGCAGGCCCCUUCUUCUCCAGCGCGCGGCCCUGGACCUCCGCCUUGGGGGCGACCCUGCCCAUCCUGCUGCUGCUGCUCGCAGGGGCCGGCUUCUUCUUGUGGCGACAGCAGAAAGUAAACAAGGCUCUGUCCGCGGAGAAAGAGCAGGAGCGGGUGCAGAAAGAGAAGGCCCAGGAGGAAACCGAGCAGGAGCGGAGCGCGAGAGAGAAGCUGCAGUAUGAACUCAAGUGGAGAAGGAUCCAGUACCUGGCUYGUGAGUGGCCAGUCCACCCACUUUGUAUGUAUGUACUCCUGUACCCAAGUGGAGGUGUCACCAUGUCUAGAUGUGUGUGGAUAGUGUGCAAGAUUCCAAAGUUCAGCCACGCAGAGCUCAGGAGACAUCUCCACUUUUCUUCCUUUGCAGGUGGGGCAAAGUCUUCAACCUACGCUGAUUGGAAGGCAGCUCUCUUCCAAGCUGCGGACGUGGUCCUGGAUCCUGACACAGCAAACCCCAUCCUCCUUGUUUCUGAGGACAGGAGGAGUCUGCAGCGGGCAAAGGAGCGACAGGACCUGCCAAACAACCCUGAGAGAUUUGAUUGGCAUUACUGUGUGCUUGGCUGUGAGAACUUCACAUCGGGGAGACACUACUGGGAGGUGGAAGUGGGGGACAGGAAAGAGUGGCAUGUCGGGGUGUGUGGGGAAAARGUGGAGAAGAAAUGUUGGGUUAAAAUGACACCUGAGAAUGGGUUCUGGGCCAUGGGGUUGUCUGAUGAGCAUGACUAUCGGGCUCUCACUGAACCCAGGACCAAGCUGACCCUCUGUGAGCCCCCCAGCAGGGUGGGGGUCUUCCUGGACUAUGAGAUGGGGGAGGUGUCAUUCUAUAAUGCAGUGGAUGGAUCUCACAUCUACACCUUCCCUCAGUCCACCUUCUCUGGGCCUCUGUGGCCUGUUUUUAGAAUUUUGACUUUGGAGCCGACUGCCCUGACCAUUUGCCCAGUGCUGAAAGGAACGGAGAGGCCCCUUGUUUCUGACCUAGCACCUGACCUUCCCCCAGAGACCCCAGGGACCUCGUGCUUAGCAAACGGGAGGGAGGAGCCCCAGGCUGAGGUCAGGGCCCCUCUCCUCCCCCAUAGCAAUCCACUGCAGCUGUAAAGCUACCUGCACGCGCUGCGCCAAGCACUUUACUGACCUCUGUUCAGCUGUUCUGUGAGACAAUUCCUCUAGAUCAUUGCCACUUUACUGACAUGUGUCCAGAUGUCAGGCAAAUUUUAUGUAGAAAAGAGAAUAGAUUUUCCAAAGAUACCAUGGCUCGUGAACAAAGAGCUGGAAUUUGGACAAUAACUGUUAUGGAGAACCUGAGACGGGUCCCCUGCUCUGAGAUAGCUGCCUUAGGCGGAUCUCACUCACUUAAUUUUCAAACAACCCUGUGAAAUAUUCUCAAUUUGAAGUUGAGGCAAGGCAAAGUUAAGUCACAGAUAAUUCAAGCAGUAAGUUGUGCAAUAAGAGGUGCUCAGCUUCUGUCCCCUACCACCCACCUGUUCCUCCCUUCCAGCCAGAUUAUCCCCAUGGGAAGGGCCCAGGUGCAACCCUGAGGUCCUUCUCCAUGGAAAUCCCAGAUCAGGAUCAUUGACUAUGGUGUGGAGGCCACACACUGCUUUGUUUCUCCCCAGCACUUUUUGGGUGGCUCUGCUAGGUGAUUUGGCCCUGAAAAUAAAUUCAUAGUACAAGCUGGAUCACACAAGGCUGAGAGACACACCCUUAAUAAUGAGGCAUAGAUGGCCCACGCUGAAAUGCUAUGCAUGAUCACGGAGCCAAARAGCUGGAAUUUGAAGAAUAACUGUUAUGGAGAGUUAACUGUUAUGGAGAACUAAACUCCCUACACUAGAGGUCUCUGGGAACCACAGCUAAGAGAUUGUCCACGAAACAAAAAUUAGGGUAGGAGAAGCCAGAAGAGUUUCAAGGGUUUUUCUCUGAACUGUAGAGUCCAUCUCCAGGAAAGGGGCCACGCAUGCUGGCUCCCUGGGGGACCAACAUUCUUCUAACCAGUGAGCGCCAAAGAGGAGCUGCUCUGAGCGUCACUGCUACUGCUCACCACUGUCCCCUCUGCCUGGCUUGUGGUCCUAGGGUUCUAGUUGUUCAAUAAAUUCAUCAGUAUUCUCAUA